AUGGUUUUCCAUCCCCAUACGAACGGUGGGGAAGCAGCGCAAGCUCUGCCCAUCGUCCUGCAGCACCUUACCCCUCUCUUCAUCUCCAUUAUCGGCAUUGGAUGUAUGGCUGCUGCCGUCAUGUCAUCAGCUGACUCUGCUCUGCUCUCUGCUGCUUCCAUCUUCAGCUCCAACAUCUACAAGAACAUCCUCAGGCCUCAGGUGAGAAAAUACUCAAAAUGGAAAUUUGCAGCACCAAAUUAACCCAAAGUGUUUAUCAAACAAGAACAGCGUCUUCUUCUUUUUUCCCACUUUCUUUCUCAGGCGUCAGACAGAGAGAUUCAGUGGGUGAUCCGUGCUGCAGUGGUAGUGGUAGGCAUAGUUGGGACGUCACUCACCACCUUGAAAAACAGCAUCAUACUCUUCUGGUUUCUUGGUGCUGAAGUGGCCUACAUAAUAGUGGUCCCUCAACUCUUCUGCAUCAUCUUUUUCAAGAUCUCCAAUGGUUACGGGGCUGUUAUGGGUUUUCUGAUAGGCUUGGUGUUAAGGUUGCUCACUGGGGACCCAUCACUACAGUUAACACCAGUCAUACACUUCCCAGGAUGCACUCUUGAGGAUGGUGUCUAUGUCCAGUACUCUCCAGUCAAAACCAUCUCAAUGCUGUCUGCAGUUGUUUCCAUCUUGACUUUCUCCUACCUGGCUGCUGUACUCUUCAACAAAGGCUGGCUCCCUGAAAAGUGGGAUGUUUUUCAGGUGAAAGAUGGAACUGCAAAACAAAAUGAAGAGAAAAACGGUCAAAAAGACAUCCCUCAGUUGGAGGCAUUAGAGCCAAUGAUGAACACAAGUUGUUGA
Molecule: messenger RNA, 831 nt
Organism: Xyrichtys novacula (pearly razorfish)
Lineage: Eukaryota; Metazoa; Chordata; Actinopteri; Labriformes; Labridae
Source: the annotation of a GenBank genome assembly